AUGUCCCACGGGACCUACUACGAGUGCGAGCCCAGGGGCAGCCAGCAGCCACUCGAGUUCCCAGGGGGCCGAGCUGCCGGGCCGGGGGAGCUGGGGGACAUGUGUGAGCAUGAAGCCUCCAUCGAUCUCUCGGCCUACAUCGAAUCUGGGGAAGAGCAGCUCCUCUCCGAUCUCUUUGCCAUGAAGCCGGUCCCGGAGGCCCGCGGCCUGAAGGGGCCAGGGAGCCCUGUCUUCCCUCACUACCUGUCGGCUGACCCCAGGUCCUACGCCUAUCCUUCGCACAACUUCGGCCCGGACAGGAAGGUGUUGGGGCAAGGAAUCUACAGCGGCAGCCCGGGAGGCUACGACCCCAGAGCUGUGGCCGUGAAGGAGGAGCCUCGGGGACCCGAGGGCAGCCGGGGUGGCAGCCGAGGUGGCAGCUACAAUCCCCUGCAGUACCAAGUGGCACAUUGCGGGCAGACGGCCAUGCACCUGCCUCCAAGCCUACCGGCACAGGGCCAGCCCCUGCGCGUCCUCAAGGCCCCCUUGGCCGCAGGCGCAGCGCCUCCCUGCAGCCCCCUCCUCAAGGCGCCCUCCCCGGCCGGCCCCUCGCACAAGGGCAAGAAGGCAGUGAACAAAGACAGCCUGGAGUACCGGCUGCGGCGCGAGCGUAACAACAUUGCCGUGCGCAAGAGCCGAGACAAGGCCAAGCGACGCAUCCUGGAGACGCAGCAGAAGGUGCUGGAGUAUAUGGCGGAGAACGAGCGCCUCCGCAGCCGCGUGGAGCAGCUCACGCAGGAGCUGGACACCCUGCGCAACGUCUUCCGCCAGAUCCCCGAAGCAGCCAACCUCAUCAAGGGCGUUGGGGGCUGCAGCUGAACCCCCGCGGGUGGAUGAUGGACUGUGGGCGGGCGGCAGCGGCUGCGCUGCUUUGGCAUGGCCAGGCGACAAGACCAGGAUGGCCCUAGAGCUUGAGCCCAAGACAUUGACUGUGGACGGAUGGCCGAGGGCUGGGAAAGUCGGGACAGGACCCGGGUUGGUGACUGUUGAAGCUGAAUAAAGCUACACCGUGCCUGGGG
Ochotona curzoniae (black-lipped pika) is the source of this 1058-nucleotide messenger RNA. It is a transcript of the gene CEBPE, whose product is annotated as CCAAT enhancer binding protein epsilon. The record is from RefSeq and is a predicted model, not a curated record. The coding region runs from base 1 to 858 and encodes 285 amino acids. The transcript is spliced from 2 exons. Gene Ontology annotation, molecular function: DNA-binding transcription factor activity, RNA polymerase II-specific; RNA polymerase II cis-regulatory region sequence-specific DNA binding. Lineage: Eukaryota; Metazoa; Chordata; Mammalia; Lagomorpha; Ochotonidae. Gene Ontology annotation, biological process: DNA-templated transcription; myeloid cell differentiation; regulation of transcription by RNA polymerase II.